AUGGCCACCUCCUCGGCGGCAUCACUUGAAGCAACGUCGACCUCCGACAGCAUCAAUGCCGCCUCGCGUCUCGCCACGCUACCUGAAGAGCUGCUCUCCAGCAUCGCUGUCAAGCUGGGCUGCGACGACAUCUGCCACUUGCGCCUGACCUGCAGGGACGUCGAGGCCAAGAGCCAGCAUGAAUUUGCCAUGGAAUACUUCUCUGCCAAGUGCUUCAUGUUCACCACCGAGAGCCUGAAGGUCCUCGUCAACAUCGCGCAUAGCCCCAAGCUGCGUCGAUAUCUGAAGCAAGUCUACUUCAUCACCGUCGUCUUCCCCGAGAGCCCGCUUCACUGCCGCUCGGGAUGCCAUUGGAGCCCGAGCAUUCGGAAUCGCGAGGCCUAUCGCUUCUACGUCGACGACAAGCAACGCCUGCAGGACCUUGGCCAGGACAGACGCUUCCUCGUGGAAGCCUUCAAGAAUCUCCCAGAGCUCACGACACUAUGCAUCGUGGACGCUCCAAGCUCGCUUCCGGAGAACGCCGAGUGUCGAGGCCUGAACAAAUUCAGGCGCACCACCACCAUGCGCCCUUUCUUCGCUCCGACCACCGAUGCGUUUGACUCUUUCGAGCCCGAGUACUGCAUCGCGCAGACACACGUAUUCAAAACCAUGCUAGCGGCGGUAGCGGAAUCCGGCAUAACAAGCGUUACUGCAUUGACGACGCGCCUCCGUCCGGAUAGCCCCUACCAUCUCUCGCCUAUAACGGACCUGAAGUUCAAGCAGAGCACUAUCGACAAACUCGCCGUGGCAUUCCGUCAGCUCAACGAAGUCAAACUUGGCUUCCGGACCCGUCUGCUUCGUCCUGGCAGGGGUGAAGACAAACCACAAGAUCUGGAGAGGUCACAGAAGAUUAUCAAGUCUUUCGCACCAGUCAUCCACUCUGCAACCAGCCUCUCCCUAACGUUUGACUCCAGCGAUUGGUCUGGUGCGAUGUUCCAAACACUCAGCAGUCAACUGGAUUUGGAGAGGCUCGCGAAGCUGGCUCUGAACGGCAUAGGCACUGACAUGACGUCCCUUGUCACCAUCAUUUGCAAGCUGCGAUCAGUGUCAUUCUUGACGUUAUACGGUGUCGCGUUGACGGGUCCGAACGACUCGUGGGUGCCAAUUCUGGAGGCCAUCAAGAGAUUGCCAGCCUUGCAGCACGUCCACCUCCACUACCUGCAAAUCUCCGGCCAGCGUGUGUACUUCCUUCAGCAACCAGAUUCCAACGACAACGAGAACAAUCUAUGGUACAGUGAUGGUCCUCUCCCUGAAAUGGAUCAUAGCAACGGGGAUGGUUGGUACGACGCAGAGGACUAUUCGGACGACGAGCCUCCAGAUCUGGUUCCGCAAGAGAAUGAGUUAGACGACUUGCCUGACCUGGUUUCUCCAGAGGAUGAAGGUCAGGGGGAGGACUCGCCGCAAAUUCGGAAGCCGUCUCCGCCAUUGCCAAAGCCAAAAGCUCCAGUCAACAAAUGCAAGCAUUUCACGGGCAAGGACUACAAAGCUCCCGGGAACGGAGCUGCGGCCCUUCCAGAGCGGGGCUAUUACAUAUGUCUCCCGAGUGUAGAAGACAUUCAAGAACAGUUGCCUAGAUUCAUGAAGGAGUACAACGUGGGAGGUAGCGUGCAGGAUCCGAUGGACUACAACGGCAUCCUCAACACCAUACUUGGAGGUCCAGUACCUGCGGGCGGCACUGUAAUGGGGGGAAAUGUCAUUACAUUGCCACCGAUCGCCGUGCCACCAAACUUCAUGCCACCGCCCUUCCCACAGAACGCGGGAGGGGCGCAAGGCGGCAAUGCUCCUGCGGGUGCAGCACCACAGCCCAAUGAUCCAGGCGCUGCCUUUUUGGCAUCUCUUCAGGGCAUUUUCGGGGCUGCUGUCAACGCGAGUUUUCCUCCUGCGCCGCCGGGAGCCCAGCCACCUGCUGGAGACCAACCUCAGGCUGCUGGUGGUGCGCCGAACGCACAGGCAGCGAGCCAGGAGCCACAGACAGCUGCACCACAGUCCACCGUUCCAGCUGACGGAGCGCCUGGUCAGCAUCACGAGUCAGACGAGUGGAUGUUUGAGGACCACGAGAACGACAGCGAGCAUGGAUGGUCAUGA
Molecule: messenger RNA, 2124 nt
Organism: Lecanosticta acicola
Lineage: Eukaryota; Fungi; Ascomycota; Dothideomycetes; Mycosphaerellales; Mycosphaerellaceae
Source: the annotation of a GenBank genome assembly